Messenger RNA from Meleagris gallopavo (turkey), 7417 nucleotides. RefSeq names its product neuropeptide Y receptor type 6-like. Lineage: Eukaryota; Metazoa; Chordata; Aves; Galliformes; Phasianidae. Gene Ontology annotation, molecular function: neuropeptide binding; neuropeptide Y receptor activity. The record is from RefSeq and is a predicted model, not a curated record. Gene Ontology annotation, biological process: G protein-coupled receptor signaling pathway. Gene Ontology annotation, cellular component: plasma membrane; neuron projection.
UCACGGACUUCCAUUGGAAAAAUAGCAGUAGUAAUAAGAAAUGUAGUAAUAAUAAAUUCCCUUUUCAGUAUAUGCUGGUAUAACGUGUUGUGCUUUGCUUUUCAUAAAGAUUAUUAGAACUCCAGUGUAAAAUUUAAAAUAGCACUUUAUAGUGGAAAAUAUGAUGAAUUUAAUUGCGAUAGAGCAAAUGAUGCACUUAAUAGGACAUUGAUAUCUCCUCUCAGUUAAAAAAGCAAGAAACCAUCUGCAAAUGUUUAUGUUUGAAAUCCAGCCUAGGGAAAACAUUUGCAGUGCAGAACAAAUAAGAUAAUUGAAAACGAAAUUGCAAGAUAAGGUGUUUGGGCGGAGGGAAGCAACGCAGUGAGGAAAAGCCAUCCCCAUGACUACUGGUCCUUUCUCCUCCCUGCUCUCUGCUGUUUGCCUCUUCUUGGAUUCCAGAGCGUGCUUUAUUCCUCAGCAGCCUUUCUGCAGACUGGCGGAUUUGAUCACAGUUGGAAACUGUGAAACUGUGGUUUGUUUCAGAAAGAGAAGAUAGUUUAAGUACAGCUUUAGCAGCAGACUGCUCUGCUUUGGAGUCUUUUAUACACAAAGGAGAUGUGUUUGCUGGCUUUGUAAUCAACUCAAAAAGAGAAAAGAAAUUUUGUUAACGACAGCGUGGAUACAACUCGAAUUUUUCAUCAGGGCUCACAAAGCUAUGGUAUUUAUUACUAGGGAUGACGACUGACCUUCUUCCAGCAAGUUUUCCAAUAAUUCCUACUUCAAGAAGGAAUUACGGUUGGAAACAAAGUCCUUUUAUGGCUAGAAUGCUGGUGAGCCUUUGAUUUCAGAUUAACUUUUUAACUCAGUGAUAAAUUCAGACCCACGAAGAUUUUCUGCUGAAGCUAAUUCUUCCCAUUACCACUAGUUUCAUAGCAGCUGAAUUGUAUUGUAUCACGUUCUUUGCCUGACAACUGUUAGAACUGAAAAAAGAGUCCACUCUGUAUCUCUGGAGUACAUGUUAUAUUUAAUCACAGAAAAUGUUGGGGUAUCAUUUGACAGCCUUGUACAACAGUGAACAGAGUGCAGGGAAAUGAAAAACAAUCUCUGGCAACUACAGAUAGGAAACAAUCAGGUGUGUAACUAAGAUGUGAUCUUUGCAUAGUUAACACUUUUCUCAAAUUAGAUUGAGGAAAAAGGACGUGCUCUCUCUAACACGUAAGCAAAUCAAGGUACUCCCUUAAAGAUGUCAUUCAUAGAGGUGCUGAAUAGCACUUAAGAUCAAAGUGCAUCAUUCUGGAUUAAACCAGAGGGAUUUGGUGAAUUAGUUCACACUACUUUGUAGUUUUAAAGAAAAUAUGAUGUCGAAACUAGCAAUGCAAUGGGAGGAUCCAAUUCUUCACUCUUCUGAUAACAAAAAAGCAACAGACUGCUCUCACUGGAGUUCCUCAAACCUUGCUAAAUCUUUGGCUGAGAUCUUAAAGUGUUUAAUUUUGAAAAGCAACAUUUAUCUACCGUUAGUAGAAGAGGAUUUGUAUGAAAACGUUCACGCAGUGUUAAACAGAGCUGUCACUGCUAUUUCUCAAACAUCACACUCACAGCUCUCUGACAGUCAGUACAGAGCCUUAGAAAAGGAGGAUCAGACCAGCCUCCACCCACCUUUCUGUACAAAACCACUAAUACUACGCCAUUUGCUUUUCUUUCCAGAACUCAUCAGUGCAGUAAGUAAUUACAUCAGACUUGCUUUAAACUUCAAGGACACCAAAUACAAAGAUUUAAUCUUUGUAUUUAAAGAUUUAAUUGCCACCUUGCGAAGCUCCAAGAAAAACAUCUUCUAAGUACUAACGAGGUGGACAUAUUCACAGAUGCAAAACCUUCCUAGCUAGGUUUUCCCACAGUCUGGGAAAUGCUUCACGAUGGAUAAAGCCAUUCAGCAUCCCUCAGAGAUUUUACCUAAUCAAACUACCCCAAACAGCAGUUAUUCUCAGUUUUUGAACUUUGAUACAUGUCAACCUUCCUUCCCUGCAGUAUUCUUGCUUAUUACAGCCUACAUAUUAGUUACAAUGGUGGGGCUUUUUGGAAACCUUUGCCUGAUUGUUAUAAUAAAGAGACAGAAAGAAGCUCAAAAUGUUACAAACAUUCUGAUUGCCAACCUCUCCCUAUCAGAUGUGUUGAUCUGUAUCAUGUGUAUUCCUGUCACAGCUGCAUACACUUUAAUGGAUUACUGGAUAUUUGGGGAAGCUAUGUGUAAAAUAAGCUCUUUCAUACAAAGUAUAUCUGUCACAGUCUCCAUUUUCUCACUUGUACUGAUUGCUAUUGAGAGAUACCAGUUAAUUGUAAAUCCUCGUGGCUGGAAGCCUAAUACCUCACAUGCUUACUGGGGAAUUAUUUUCAUUUGGGUUUUUUCACUCAUGAUAUCCGUUCCUUUUUUAAUAUUUCACCAACUAACUGAUGAACCCUUCAAGCACCUGUCCUUCCACAGCGAUUUCUACAAGAACAAAGUGGCGUGCAUCGAGGCCUGGCCUUCCAUUACAGAACGUCUGAUUUUCACCACCAGUCUGCUGCUUCUCCAGUACUGCUUCCCACUGGGGUUUAUUCUUAUCUGCUAUCUCAAGAUAUUUGUAUGCCUCCGGCGGAGACACAGUAAAAUAGACAGGAUGAGAGAGAACGAGAGCAGGUUGAGUGAAAACAAAAGGAUUAAUCUGAUGUUGAUAUCAAUUGUUGUGACCUUUGCAGCUUGCUGGUUGCCUCUCAAUAUGUUCAAUGUUGUUUUUGACUGGAACCACGAGGCACUGAUGAGCUGUAAUCACGACCUAGCAUUUACACUGUGCCACCUCGUGGCCAUGAUCUCAACAUGUAUCAAUCCCAUCUUUUAUGGAUUUCUCAACAAGAAUUUUCAGAAGGAUUUGAUAGGGCUUGUUUAUCACUGCAGAUGUUCAGCAUCACAAGAGGAGUAUGAAAACAUUGCCCUUUCAAAUCUGCAAACUGAUGUAUCUAAGGGAUCUCUGAAAUUAAAUAACCACCCUCCUGAGAAUGCCUAAAAUAACCCAGAAGCACCUUCUAAAAUUUUCUAUCUUGCUGCAGAUGACCUUCUGUAGCUCUUCAUCCUGGUACCUCCUCACCUAACUGAAGAUAGAGGGGGUCUUUGCUAUUUAAUUCAGCACAAACAGAAUCGUGUUCCCAAAGGCGUGCUGCUAACAAGUACUUUAUGAUGGUAUUAAUGCCAAUAAACCAUUUCCAAGAGUCUUAAAGAACAAUAACAAUGAAUGUCAACAGUAUUAACAUCUUAUUUUUUAAUCCACAAUGUCCAGGUCACUGUAAAAGUACUUCCAUCGAUGCAGCUGUCCCUCCUACACACCUGGCUUUGCCCAAGUAAGCCAUGAAUACUGAAGUCUCCUCAACUUCAGUCUUUGUACAAACUGAUUUUUGUCUUUUUAAUUUUCCAGCCCUGCACCAUUCCCAUCUCCAGUACAUCGUUACUUUGCACAACAAUUUAUAAGUAGUUUAUACUGUGAGGAAGGCCCCUCAAGUCACCCUAAGCCUUCAGAAGUACCUUCCUUUCAGCCCCAGCACAGAGUUUGCUUUGCUUUAAUACCGGUUCAUCCGACAAACUGUACCUUAACAUGAGGAAAUGUUAGAGUUGGAAUUUCUUUUUUUUUUUCCCUUUAUUUUAAAUGAGCACUAAACCAAGCCCCAUUUGCUGUACUGCAAAUUUGCAUCAGACCUCUGCUGAUCAAGACAAAAUAUGUAGUUAGCAUUUCUCCUAAAAGCACUGCAUUCUCCUCAAAACCACCAGUACAGAUCAUUGCUUUCUCUGUUACCAUCAUCGCUGGCCUCUAAAACUGACCUUCUAGAAUCUCCAUUAUGAAACAGACAUGCUAUGAAUUCAAAGUAAAUUGUUCCUGCUACUUAUCCAGAUUAUGGGUUUCUCUUUUAAUAGAAAAAUAGCUUUCUGCUUUAAUUUCCAAAAUAAUUUUCCCAUAUCUCUGCAAUAGCAAGAGGUCACACCUGAGGCAUUUGCAGUUGUUUCUGUUUGACUAUGUUUGAAAAGAGCUUAUAGAAUCCUUACAGUUGGAAGGGUUGGAAGCUUCUUCUGUUCUGCAAUGUAUGGAAGCCUGAAGAUGUAGUAUUGAAUGCAGCUUCUCUCAAAUUAAAACAUAAUAAAAAUCAUUUUCCAGAGUGGUCAUAAAAAUUAAUGAAACCUAUUCCUCACCCAUGCGAUAGUGCCAACAUAAAAAUCAGCUAAAAUUCAGUUGUUUAAAUGAUCCACUUUAGUCCAACAGCCCACUGUCCUAGAAAUCAACUUGCUUUCUCUUGUUCAAGCUAUAAGAAAAAUACUUGGUUGACAACUGCUUCCUGCUUCCCACUGAGCAAGGUCUCAUGAAACCUACCAGGGCCUGAUCUCACUGAAGUCAUAAGAGCAGUGAUAGUUGUAAGAGUAAGAAACUAUUGACAUGGAAAUCAAGUAUAUGAGUGACAGGUAUGAAUUAGUUUUGGCAUAAUAUAGCACUUUUCUUCUAAUUAGAUCAAAUAUAAUGCACGUGAAGUAGAGCACAUAAACAGCUACAGCUCAAAUAUCUGCUUUCUGCAUUACAGCAGGAAAAUCAGGAGAGAGCUAAAUGCCCAGUAGGGGCUAAUAAUCAGCUGUCGAGAGUAUCUUACUAUUAAUGGUUCCCAUUAAUUCCAGCCUUCAGUCAGCUCAAUCACUGGGCUCCUUUCACUGCUGAUACACACCAUCUGCUUGCCCAGCACUGGCAUUGCAACCAGCAUUGAACCAAGCAGAAAGCAGUAACCCAGCCAGCAAUACUGAGACACAUCGUGAAGAAACAGAGGGGCUGGUGUGUAUUUGCAGUUGGUCAAAGUGAGGAUGUAGAAUCUGUUCUCUGCUGGGUAAGACUCCAAGGCAAUGAAAUGAUUAAUUAGCUCCAUCUCACCUGCUUAACUGAGAGCAAAUCUGAUUCAGGAAUUUCACUUUUUGAGGAGGUCCCAGUGCCCAUGCAGAAGCCAUCUCAUCAUUUCAGGUCAUUCACAAGACAAAGGACUGUAACAAGUUACAGCAGCACAGAUACUACAGGCCGGGUUACCUUGUCUGAGGUUGAAACACGUCUCUACCGUGGUCUUUCUCACACCUGAGCACACCAAUAACAGGUCAGGACUGCUGACUGAAGCGAUUCACAAGCACAUGACAUUUACAAUAUGCUCACUUCUUGAGUAUUCAACACAAGAGUUAAGAAUGCUCUCUCUUCACACUGUGGCACACACCUCAGAUAAUAUUUAGGGUUUGAAUGAGGCCCAGCUCAGAUUCCCAAGUGUGACUUUGGCCCAAGCGUCCCUCAUACCAGUAUUACCAUCUCACAGCUGUGCCCAAGUGUGCUUAGUUUCACAGAAGAGGUGUUUUCAGUGGUCUAAAUACAGCCAUGGAAUGAACACUAGCCUAAAUUACAUGUUCAGAGGGCCAGCAGGAACUCCUGUGACCCUGAGAAGGCCAGGACUGAUGGAUGUUCCCCUGACUGCCCCUCUGUAAGUGCUUAGGCAGUUCAUGUUUCUGACAUUAAACAGUUAAAGAAAAAAAAGAUUGCUAUCUGUUCCUGUCAUCUUGAUCACGGUUAAGCAAUCUAUUUUUUCAGUCUGAUUCUCAGAAUAAGAGGUUCUUCAUUACCAGGUGGAAGCUCUCCGAGCAGUGAGACUGCUCCAGACCGAUGUGAAUAAUAACACUUGUGCCUUGAUUUCUUUCUUGUUCUUCCUUACACUUUCAUUUGAUUCAAGUGCUGAUACUCCAUUUCAGUUCUGAGCUUUCAGUUAUCAAGUAUCUCUUAAUGCUGUGCUUACAAAAAUCACUGCUAACUGAACAGAGCACCAUCACCACCCUGAGGGUAUCACCCUCAGUGCUGAACCUUCUCUCACUACAUCCACUGACUUUGUAUGCAACCUGAUAUCUAAUUUCCAGACAAAUCAGUAGGAAGGAACUGACUUUAACAGGAACAGAAUCAGAUAACAGUUAAUCAGAUAACAGCUUUGCUUACCAGAAUGCCAUUACUUGAUGUAACCAUGUCACACGGGGAGCAGACACAUGGAAUCGCACACAAGGAGCUAGCUAGUUCAGCUACCUGAACUCACAAACACCAUCCAAAUGUACAAAGAAAUUCUUAGCAGUGAUGUGGGAUUAAAUAACGAAAAAUUGCAGCAGGACAUGCUUGAGGUGGUUCGGUCACAGACCAUAUCAAUAUAUUUAUAAAGAACCAUGUAAAUUAAUAUAUCCUUACAUAUCUUUGUACUUUAUGGUUCAUUGGUUUAACUGUAAACACACGUAACUAAAGUUAGAUAGCUGGAAACAGCAUUUAUUGUGAGAAUGAUUCUGCAGAACAGAGAACUUGGUUGAUCGUUGAUUGUAAUUAUGUAUGUGUACAAAAGCAGUGCCACUGCUGUGUGUUAUUUAAAUACUCUGAUUCCUCCUGUCUACUGGCAGUCAUUACCUGUAAAAUACUGUCACAGUGCCCAGCUGCUGAAUAUUAUUGCUUAUAAUAUUAGUAGGACAGUUCUUAUGCAAACAGCUCUGGAAACUGCUUUAGCAUUUCAUGUGUUCACUUAUUAAAUGAACAGAAACCAGUGACAAGUGAGAUAUUUGCUUUUUCUAGGGGAAAAGGAAUUUAAAACACUGUAAACUCUCAGCAUUAUAAACACUUAACUAAAACCAAUGCAGACAGCUAAAGAGCAUUCUCAGGGCUCAUAGCACUGCCUUUUGGUGAAGAUGGACAUCCCUUUUGGUGAAGAUGGACAGGAUCAUAAACCAGGGAGGUUUCAAGGGAAUUCAGGACUCAGGGGCAGAGCACCUUUUUACUGUGGCACCUCAUGAUGUACUCAGAUAUCACCAGCGUGUUUGGAAUACUGUUUUUCUAGAUGUAUUGCAAGGAUUUCCAAUUUGACAGAGCGGAAGCUUCCCUUCAGUAGCUCAGAAAACGUUAUCUGCAGAACAAACAGUGCAAGAGCUUUUCUGAGCGCUGCACUGCAGCUCAACUGGUACAUAUUUGCUAUGAAAGUAGCUUCUACUAUUCUGUUUUAACUCCCUGAAAUCUAAACAGGGAAAAAGUCUUUUGGUUUUUCUUGUUUGAGCCAAAAUCUUCACACCAGAUUUCCCUGGAUUAUCACUAUUUAUUUCACAAAUGAUAAACCCCCUGGGAUGCUAUAAUGGCAAAAAAAGUUGCCACAGUAUGUCUCCACAGUGUUGUAAAUGCAUCAAAGCCUUUGAAACCUUCAUAUUCACAUCUCCACAACAACGCAGAACUCACCUCAGAGCAAGACAGAAGUGGAAUGAUCAACACAGGACACUGUCAGGACACGUAUGGAGAAGACUGAGCAACAAAGAGUUCAGAGAACUUCAGAAGUGGCAGAGAAACACUGUUAGAGAAAGGGCAAGCAGAAAUAGCUGCAGCUCUCAGCAAGA